This is a messenger RNA of Drosophila mauritiana, 3246 nucleotides long. RefSeq lists its product as uncharacterized. The record is from RefSeq and is a predicted model, not a curated record. The transcript is spliced from 6 exons. NCBI's taxonomy places the organism in Eukaryota, Metazoa, Arthropoda, Insecta, Diptera, Drosophilidae. Gene Ontology annotation, cellular component: neuron projection. Bases 554 to 1234 code for a protein of 226 amino acids. Gene Ontology annotation, biological process: G protein-coupled receptor signaling pathway.
UCGAGGCGAGAGCACGCGGCCCAAAAGACGUGCGCAUGUCAAGUUGCGAGCUGCGUUUGAUUUUCGAUUCGAGCCACAUGGCGUAUACGCGAUACGGUCUGUGCCACAACCACUGCCACUGCCUGCAUUGAGUACUGAGUCAAUAAUGGUCGGUGGUCAGUGCUGCGGCUUUAGUGCGUGCUGAGCUGAGCAGCGGAUAAUGUGUCAAUAAUUGAACUGGGCAAUCGGCAUUGCUCGAUCAGUAUGUGAAUAGCCGACACUCAACUGGAAAGUAACUUCGAUAUGGUCAGCGCACCAGGUGAUGUGAUUGGAAACAAGCGAAGCUAAGUGCCAUAUUCCCAUAGCCAUUGCCAAUUUGCGAGCUGAGCGGCUGUCUCGAUGGCUUGCCGCAGCUCCGAGAACAAAUAGCGGAUAUCUGUGACCCGAGAGCCAUGUUCGAUUGAAUGCGGCAGCAGCAGCAGCAUCAGCAUCAACCUGCAACACUGCAGCAGCAACAGCGGCAUCAGCAGCAACAGCAGCAACAACAGCAAGAAGCGCAACAGCAACGAGCAACAUGUUGACCACUCACCAUCUGCACCACCUGCACCACCAUCGCGGCAGUACGGCCGUGGAGCUGGACAAGAUCACCAACCUGAAUACGCUCAUCGUGGAGAUCAACAGCCAUGUGGCGCUGUUCCGGGAUAUGCUGAUACACGUCGGCCAGGCCAAGGAUUGCCCCGAGCUCCGGGAGAAGAUCCGCAAGCUGCGUCGCACCUGCGUGGAGGCACUCAAGCACACCGCCCAGAUCCUGAUGCCCCAAGUCAAGAGCGCCAUGGCCGAAGGCAUCCUCACCGACAACCCGCAUUUGGUGCUCCUGUUCUACAUGGCCCAGUUGUUCCUACGUGAACUUGUGAAAAGCUAUCGCCUCAUACAAGUCGUGCCAAUGGAUAUGUCCGGCUAUUAUGAGAACCGAGCCGGGCCCUCGAACCUGGGCAAUGUCAUCAGCCAGAUAUUGUUGUGCAAACAGUUCACGCCCGACUUCAACGAGGAGGAAUUAUGCAGCAUCACCAAGGAUUCGCAGGACAUCGCCGUGCUCCUGGCCGAGAUGCAGGAGUACAUGCCGCAGCACGAGGCGUACUUGGAACGCAACGCGGCGCUGGACACAACUGGACCUUGGCAGGCCAAGCGGCGCCAGAACUACAUCUGCAAGAACAUGAGCCUGCUCUGCUGCGUCUCCAGGCCGAACUAUCUCUGAGAGCAGGCGGAUGGUGUGUAGUCCGAUGCGGACUAGGAGGAGCCAGGAUGCGAGCCAGUCGACGCACUCAACCACUACUUAUAUCAAUUACUAGCGCCUAAGCUGAGCCUGCAUACCCGUAGAGGAAAUUCUAGAUCUUAAGCCGAGGAGCGGAACACUCAAUUAGCAUUGUAAAUUAAUCAAAGGUCGACGGAGACAUGUGUAUAAUCAAAGUUAAUUAUGCUGCAUAAACAAUAUUAAUUUAAAACGUAAAACCAAUCACACAAUAUGAAUAUGGUGUGCAGACCAUAAAGACACCCCCAUACACAAUGGAGCGCAGACAGUUAAGACUUUUUAGGCCAUUAAAAUGUAGUCAAUGUAUAGACCCGAGCAAAACUACACACACAUACCUUAUCCGGAAAUGGAAUUGGGUUGGUGUAACCCUGGAGUUAACACUAAGAUUAGACAGAGGCUGGGCCGAGGAUUUGAAGGGUGAUGGGAGCAAAUGGCAUAGUAGAGCUAGUUGAUAACGAUAACGAUAACGAUGUAGCCUUCGUAAUUAAGUUAAAAGCCUGGCCAGGCAAGUGCUAAACAGAAGCAAUAACAAACGUGUUACUCAAACAGAAAUCUAUGUAUGUACGUAUAUUUAACCAAUUAGAAAUGUAAUUGAAAUGUCUCUAGGUUUCCGUUUGUUCAUUUCACGGUUUUCACAGAGAACUCUGCACAGUACCUAAAAACACAGCAACGUGUGACCAAUGAAAGCACAAUUGAACCAGAUCAAUCUGUUUAAAAAACAAGGUUCAAUAACAAAUCAAUAUUCCAUUCUCCAAUGAUAAUAAUGAAUUCUGUGAAUGUGUUUGAGCCAACAAAGAAUUUCACUCAGCCAACCAACAAAUAUAUACGUUUCAGCAUAAAGGAUUAAUUUCUAAUAAUUGUUAGAACCAAACACAAUCAGAGUUUAAAGUAAAAGGUAUUUUAUUCUUUAUCCAGAACGAAAUAGAUGAGACCAAAAAUGUAGAAAUUAAAUUAUUUAAGAAUGCACUACUACUUCCUGCCAUUUAUAGCCUUUGUGUGCCAACAGCGAUUGUUGGCAAAUAAAUUUUUAUUCACGGCCAAAAUGAAUAAUUACGAGCUCAUUGUGCUUUUGUUUCCAUCGAAAUCGCAUUAAAAUUGCACAGUUCUCAAUUUUACAAAUUGAAUAUGCUUUUAAGCAGCCGCAGCCCAGCAUAUGGAAAAUUUAUAGGUCGGUUGUUUUAAAGGGCAAAAACAACUUUUCAAUGGACUGCAUUUUUCAUUGGGAGUGCACAUACCUUUGGCCAUUUAUUAUUACUACGUGCCGCAUAUUUAAUGGCAAUUAAUUGAACAUUAUUUGUGGAGCAAUUUAAAUGGCAGGGAGUGAGCAGAAUUUGUUGAACAAUGUAAAUCAAUUUGUUUUGCCAACAAGUAAGUGCUGAUCAACUAUGCGUGGGCACUCAAAUCAAUUGUUGAAUCGCUGAAAUGACAAUGAAAAUGUAUAAACUCUGUUCGAACUUCGAAGGCGCGAAACACAAUGGUUCAAGUAGCUGGCAAAUAUUUGUACAUACUUGGAACCCAAUAGAAUUAAUACGUAAUUGAACGGAAUAUAUUACAGAUAAAUCUCUCAUUGCUAACGAAUUAUUUACUAAUUUUAUUUACUUAUUCGAUUCUAGGCAUAAAUCAAACACCAAACAAAUUUACACGUCUUUGGCGAUGAUAGUUCUUAAAUAGAAUGUUUAUAGUAUUGAUAAUUAUUUACCUGUAUAUGAAUGUAUAUUGCUUAGAACGUUUAAAUAGGUAUUCCACCAAGAAGCCGUGAUUGUUAUAUGAUAUUCAUAUAAGAAUUAUCUGAAUGUAUUUACUAAAUGUUUGUUCAUGUUGUUCGAAACCAAAUGCCACUGAGAAGUAACUCAAAAACUCACACACACUAGCAACAAGAAACUAAUACCGAAAACCGAAACUAAUUACCAAACUGGGUACCAAUCAAAUAUGAAUAAAGCUAUUUUUAGAGAAACUAA